AGAAAAGACAUUAAUUUGAUGACAGCUGGUCACAAAAAGAGAAAAGUUGGCCAGUUAUUGUCAGUAAUUUCUCGUUAUUUAGAAAUCUAAAAGAAAAAGUGCAUUGUGAAAAGAUACCUGUGAAACAGUAAUACAUUUAUGUGAAGAAACGAAGUACUAUUUCUAUUUAAUUAGGUAGUAUUAUAAUUACUCAAACUAACCGGCGUCACUAUGUCGGACGAGAGUCAUCCAAAAACUCUGUAUGUUGGAAACUUGGAUGCUUCCGUUUCCGAAGAUCUACUUUGUGCUCUUUUCUCACAAAUAGGACCCGUUAAAGGAUGUAAAAUCAUUCGGGAACCUGGUAAUGAUCCUUAUGCCUUUGUAGAAUUUACAAACCACCAAUCUGCAUCAACAGCCUUGGCUGCCAUGAAUAAGAGAGUGUUUUUAGAUAAAGAAAUGAAAGUUAAUUGGGCUACAAGUCCAGGAAAUCAACCUAAAUUGGAUACAUCCAACCAUCAUCAUAUAUUUGUUGGUGAUUUAUCUCCUGAAAUUGAGACUGAAACUUUAAGAGAAGCCUUUGCACCAUUUGGAGAGAUAUCUAAUUGCAGAAUAGUUCGAGAUCCCCAAACAUUAAAAUCCAAAGGAUAUGCAUUUGUUUCAUUUGUUAAAAAGGCCGAAGCUGAGAAUGCCAUUCAAGCUAUGAAUGGCCAAUGGUUAGGUAGCAGAUCUAUUCGUACAAACUGGUCUACGAGGAAACCUCCACCACCUAGAACUGAGAAAGCCAAUCCAAGGAGUAAACAACCAACAUUUGAUGAGGUAUACAAUCAGAGCUCACCAACUAAUUGUACUGUCUACUGUGGUGGUUUUGUGAAUGGGCUUUCCGAAGACUUGAUGCAGAAAACUUUCAGUCCAUUCGGGAUGAUACAAGACAUUCGUGUAUUCAAGGAUAAGGGAUAUGCUUUCAUUAAAUUUGCUACAAAGGAAUCAGCAACUCAUGCUAUCGAAAGUAUUCAUAAUACCGAAGUGAAUGGUCAGCUGGUAAAAUGUUUUUGGGGUAAAGAAAAUGGGGGUAUGGGGGAUUCCAUGAAUAUGGGUUCAGCUGGUACAGGAGCUUCAGCGGUUCCUGCUCAAUCCUAUUCCUAUGGCUAUGGAGGUUAUUGGUAUCCUCAGAGUUAUGGUGGUUAUAUGCAAGGUAAUUAUCCACCAUAUCAACAGUAUCAGUAUGGAGCUGGUCAACAAUAUUGUGUGAUGCCUCAACAAGGACAAUACCCGAAUCAACCGAAUCAGCAGUCGGUAAUGUACAGCAAUGUGCAAAAAUAUCCUUCACAAUGAAUGGAAUUCGCCUAAUUUCCUAAAUCUAAAGACUUUGAACGAAUAUAGUGAACCUAUUCUACUGUUUUUGGCUUCAAUUGGGUAGUAGUAUAACUUUAUUGAUAAUGAAGAUAUUCAACUCUUCAGAUAUAUUUUUGUAAAAUACUUUUUUCAUCUUCAUGAUUUAGAGAUUUAUGACUCAAUAAUAAAAUAUGUGUUGUGAUGCCAAAACACAGUAGAUAUUAAAUCCAAAUCAACAGUGAGUGAUAAGUUAAGUUAUAUGUAAGAAUUGCAUCAAUGAUUGCAAAUCGAUCAUAAUUGAAUGAUGUAUGUAAAUGGACUCGAUAUUUCUUUGAAAAGGACUUGGACUCAUAGUGUUUCAGUUUAAGAAGUUAUGGUAUAAAAUUAGAUUAGUGUAAACAUGUAACCCUAAAUGAGAAAAAUCAACUGGUUAACCUACAUUUGUAAUAUCAAGAUCAUGUAGAGUAAAACAAUGUUCCAUUCACAAGUUGAUGUCUUAUCGAGGCAAAACAAUUUUAUAACAAAUGUAUAUGCUAGUUAAAUAAAAAUUUCAGGUCUGGGA
Molecule: messenger RNA, 1873 nt
Organism: Harmonia axyridis
Lineage: Eukaryota; Metazoa; Arthropoda; Insecta; Coleoptera; Coccinellidae
Gene: Rox8
Product: nucleolysin TIAR
Exons: 1
Coding region: 211-1311 (366 amino acids)
Molecular function (GO): RNA binding
Source: RefSeq, a predicted model, not a curated record